AUGGCAACCCAAGCCAAAGAGGUCAUGCAGAACGGGAAAAGCCCCAAGGAAAGCCAUGCCUGGCAGAGGCUCCUGGACUUACCUGUGGUCCAUUCUGCAUGGAUCAACCUCCAGAGGUUCUGCGUCAUCACCAAGGAGGUCCACCCCUUGAUGGCCACCGUGUGGGGAGCCUAUGAGUGGGGCCUUCGGAGAGCCAGCUCCUUGGCCACCUGGAGCGUCAGGCCCGUCGUACAGAAGCUUGAACCUCAGCUCGCAGUGGCCAACCAUCUCGCUUGUCAAGGUUUGGAUCACCUGGAAGAGAGGAUUCCUGCCCUGCACCAGCCUAUAGAGAAAGUGACGGCAGACCUGAAGGAGACCGUCUCCGCCCUCAUCUGUAAUGCCACGCACGCCAUGGCAGAUUUCGUCAACCGCCUCCGGGGAGCGGCUUCUGACAGCUACGAGCAGUCGGAGACCAUCGUGAAGGACACCAUGGAGCACGUGAGAAGAAGCCGAGUGAGCGUGGCCGCUGAAGCUGGAAUAGAUGCCGCCAUGGGCAAGCUGGAAAAUGUCAUCGACUUCUUCCUUCAAAAGGCUGAGGAGCAAUCAGUUCACGAGCCCACAGGGUCCUCAAAAGCGGAAUCUCCCACCACCCUCUUUGGGAAAGCAAGCGCCUUCGCGGGGGCUGUUUGCCGGCAUGUGUACGAACAGACGCGGCAGACCAUCCAAGUGGCCACAGGCAGAGGGUGGGCAAUGGCUACAAGGAUCCCUGGUCUGACCGUAAAGGGUUCUCCUGAGCAGCCGCCGUUCCUGGCCAGCCUGGCUCAGAACCUACAGACGGCCUAUCUCUCCACCCUUUUGCUCGUGAAGAACGCCCCGUCCCUUGCAUGGAACGCCACCGGGCAGCUUCUCCGCGUCUCCUCCUUACGCGAGGCUGCAUCCGAGACGGGAGCAAACCCAGGAAUUUUUCAGAGUGUCGUAGUCAAACUCCUGGGAUCCGUCUCUCGCUGCAUCCGUCUUCCACAAGCCAAGGAGAAAGCAGAGGACCCACCAGGGUUGACCGUGGAUCCUCCAGAGUCGACGGGAGAGCAGGCGCCAGCCGCGCUGGUCCCAGAGGGUGGGGCCCCUGGCCAAAUACGAGAUGCAAGGCGAUUAAGCCGUGGCCACUACCCCCUGCCCUUCAUCAACCUCGAUGAUCCUCUGCCCACUCCACGGGCCACGUCCGGCCCCUCUGCUUUCUCGCCGGACAAGCGGGGGGCUGGCCCCCGGAGAUGGAGCGAGGGGCUGUUCCGGCUCAGCCCCGAAGCGAUCUAUAUGAGGGCCCACUACUCUGGCCUCUAUGGUGCCACCUUCAAGAAAGACUGAGCUGCUCUCGCACCCCCAAAACC
Messenger RNA from Pogona vitticeps (central bearded dragon), 1364 nucleotides. RefSeq names its product perilipin 1 (gene PLIN1). The record is from RefSeq and is a predicted model, not a curated record. Gene Ontology annotation, biological process: lipid metabolic process. Gene Ontology annotation, cellular component: lipid droplet. NCBI's taxonomy places the organism in Eukaryota, Metazoa, Chordata, Lepidosauria, Squamata, Agamidae.